Messenger RNA from Triplophysa rosa, 2046 nucleotides. It is a transcript of the gene slc1a8a, whose product is annotated as solute carrier family 1 member 8a. Bases 481 to 1872 code for a protein of 463 amino acids. Gene Ontology annotation, cellular component: plasma membrane. The record is from RefSeq and is a predicted model, not a curated record. Gene Ontology annotation, biological process: L-glutamate transmembrane transport. The transcript is spliced from 10 exons. Gene Ontology annotation, molecular function: glutamate:sodium symporter activity; neutral L-amino acid transmembrane transporter activity; L-glutamate transmembrane transporter activity. NCBI's taxonomy places the organism in Eukaryota, Metazoa, Chordata, Actinopteri, Cypriniformes, Nemacheilidae.
GGAUACAUGAUGGUUUAAUCCCUCUUAAGAAUAGGUAACCACUAAUUUGGCCCUGUUACUCAGCAUCUCGCCAUGGAGGAGUUCCUGAUACCGACAGAAACCAAGCCUGCCGUCUUCUCUCCAGCAGGACCUCCUAAAAGCCCACCGGAGCGACUGAAUGGCUUCAUUAAGAGCACAUUCACGGUCAGUGUCAGAGAGUAUGUGAGGGAGUACAUCAAGAGAAAUGGGUUACUGACGCUCUCUGUAAUGGCUGUGAUCACGGGAUGUGUCCUGGGCUUCAUGCUGAGGGGUCUAACCCUCUCCACACAGGCAAAAAUCUAUUUCUCCUUUCCUGGUGAGCUGCUCAUGCGGAUGCUUAAAAUGCUGAUUCUCCCCCUAAUCACCUCCAGGUAUCACUUUGUUAUUUAUAAACAAAUCUAUUUUUUCUGUCUAAAGAAUAAAUGAGUAUGUUCUCUGAUCAGCUGUUAUGUCUGUAGUUUAAUGUCUGGAUUGUCGUCUAUGGAGUCGAAGGCCUGCUGCAGGAUAGGGGUGCUGACGGUCACCUACUAUCUUUGGACCACGUUCAUAGCUGUAGUGGUUGGAAUUCUUCUGGUUCUGAUCAUUAAACCAGGCUAUGGCACAGACAUGGAGAGAAACAGGCUGGCGGGUGGACAGGUCAUAACAUCUGCAGAUGCACUGCUGGAUCUAGUCAGGAAUAUGAUUCCCUCCAACCUGGUUGAAGCCACUUUUCAGCAAUACCAGACAGACCUUAUUCCCAUAAUAAAAACGCCAGUUGACACGGGACGGCCUAAUUUUGUCUACAUGAUGCCUGAUGAUGACAAUCCGAAAGGUCGAAUGGUGCUGUUGGAGCUCACACCACCUCCAGACAUCGAGUACAAGACCCGUCCAGGCAGAAGUCAGCAGAUGAACGUGCUCGGCAUUGUUAUUUUCUCAGCCACCAUGGGUCUAUUACUGGGUAAAAUGGGGGACCGUGGAGCUCCGCUGGUGAACGUUUGUCAGUGCAUCAAUGAGUGUGUGAUGAAGAUCAUUAAUGCGGCUGUGUGGUAUUUUCCUUUCGGGAUCAUUUUUCUUGUGGCUGGGAAAAUUCUGGAUAUGAAAGAUCCCAGCAUACUUGGGAAGAAGCUGGGCUGGUACGGGGUGACGGUCCUCACAGGGCUGUUUGUGCAUGGCCUCAUCUUGCUUCCAUUCUUUUACUUCCUUUUGACACGGAAAAACCCUUUUACAUACAUCAGAGGACUUCUGCAGGCCAUGGUUAUUGCCCUAGCCACAUCAUCCAGUUCAGCGACUCUGCCCAUUACAAUGAAAUGUUUGUUGGAGAACUGCCAGGUGGACCGGCAGAUCGCCCGCUUUGUGCUGCCUGUUGGAGCGACCAUUAACAUGGAUGGAACAGCCCUUUAUGAAGCAGUGGCUGCUAUUUUCAUUGCUCAGGUCAAUGAGUACGAGCUGGAUUUUGGACAGCUGGUCACCAUCAGUAUAACAGCAACUGCUGCCAGCAUAGGCGCUGCCGGAAUCCCACAGGCAGGCCUCGUAACCAUGGUGAUAGUGUUGACAUCCGUAGGGCUGCCACCAGAUGACAUCACACUGAUUGUGGCCAUUGAUUGGAUUCUAGAUCGGUUUCGAACUAUGAUCAAUGUACUCGGAGAUGCUCUGGCAGCUGGAAUCAUCGGCCACAUGUGUCAGAAAGACUUUCCUCCUGACAGAGCAGCAAAAGCGAAUGGAGCGUCACAGGACAGCCAGGCAGCUAAUAACAUGGAGAAUGUGCCUUUAACUGAAGUACCACUGCUGGCCGCUAGUAAAGACUUCAUAUUUGAAGUGGUUGGGGACACCGUUUUUGAAAGGCCCACGGUAUAUUACAACAUAUGUCAGGUCUAAGUCUACGCAUUGAGCCUUAAAGAUAUCAGAUACACUAUUUGUGCCAUGAAAAAUACUGAGUGAACUGUAUUUUAUAAUAAUUAAUAUUGGCUGCUUUUUACAGCUGAAUUUUGAGCAGCGUUUCCCUAUUCAAUGGGUCUGUUUUUUUUUUUUAGCUGUUUGUUGCUGUUGGUA